Molecule: messenger RNA, 729 nt
Organism: Pogonomyrmex barbatus (red harvester ant)
Lineage: Eukaryota; Metazoa; Arthropoda; Insecta; Hymenoptera; Formicidae
Product: chymotrypsinogen A
Biological process (GO): proteolysis
Molecular function (GO): serine-type endopeptidase activity
Source: RefSeq, a predicted model, not a curated record
CUUUGGAUAACAGAGUGCGGAUGUCCAGCAGCGUCACAAAGACAGCCGCGAUCGAUUAUCAUACCAAAAGUCCAUCUAAAAAACGGCAACUCGUUGUUAUCGACCACCACUACCACCACCGGUCGUAUCUUCAAUGGCAAGCCCAGUAGAAAAGGUGCAUGGCCUUGGCAAGUGUCUCUUCAAUUAUUGCACCCGAAAUUAGGUUUCAUCGGUCAUUGGUGCGGUGGCGUAUUGAUCGACCCGAAGUGGGUAAUCACUGCUGCCCAUUGCAUUCAUAACGAAUUAUUCAAUUUACCUAUCGGUGCGUUAUGGACAGCAGUAGUCGGUGAAUGGGAAUUAGAUUCAGGAGGACGCGGAUCCGCCCGCUUGCCAAUUGAAAAAGUAAUCCUUCACGAAAGGUUUAAUAAUUACGUACAUGACAUAGCCUUAAUGAAACUCGCUAGGCCGGCACCUCUUUCCAAAGUUGUCCGUACCAUCUGCCUUCCCAGUCCCGAACAAGACCUUAGUGAAGGACAAUGCGUGACUUCCGGAUGGGGUCAAUAUGGUCCCUCGCCUUCACUAUCUACCGCCCUUUUGGAAGCCAGUGUCCCUCUUCUAAAUCUUGAAGAAUGCUUACAAGCCUAUGGUAGUUCCGUACCUAUCAGGAAAGGCCAUCUCUGUGCUGGUCAGAUUGAUGGUUCCUCUGGAAGUUGUGUGGUAAAUGUCAUUUUCUUACAAAUUAAUUUGUAA